AUGAACCCUUCUCCUGCGCAGAAUAACGACCACGACACACAACCACCUUCGUAUCCACAAUUGUCCUCGCCCCGUCGUUCUCCUCUUACACAGUCGUCCGCAUCGUCCUCGGUGGAUGGGAGGAAGGCAAAACUACAUUUACACCCCUACUCCAGCACCAAUGACAACUCGAUCUCGCAAUCAUCCCUCGACCGCGCGCGUACACGCUCCUCACCUGCACUGUCGACCAGGUCAUCAACAAAGUCGUCUGCGUCGUCUUCGUCGGAUGGAAAGAAACGCAUUGGGAAUGGGAGUGAGAAUAGGAGUACAGCUGGACCGCUGCCUAGCACACCAACAUCACCCGCAACCGCGCGGAACGGACGCCAACUAUUGCAAAAAGAUACCCACACCCACGCCAAUCCUAAUCCCACAGCCAACGCUAAUUCUACAGCAUCAACAUCAGGAUCGACAUCACCAUCAGGAUUGGGAAGAAGGACCGGUACUAUGGUGGGCGAGCGGCCGCGCUCGGUGUCAACUGGCAGCAGAAGUAGUACCAUGCAGGUACAGCGCGCUGCAGCGACUCCUACUCCUCCUCCGCCAUACACCAUCUCAGCUGCAGCGCAUACAUCCUCGUCCACCACUGCACCUUCGACUCGAAUACCGACAAAGUCGCUGACCCACACAUCCUCUCCACCCACCACGGCAUCUCCAUCCUCCCCUUCAUCCAGUCCAACAGCUCAUGGUCAUGCGAACUCGAACGCAAUCCGCCGCCCAUCACUCGCAUCACCACUUCCACCCUCGCCUCUUGUCCCGCCUUCGCAUACAUUGCCGCAUCCACACGCGCACAGUCACCCACACUCGACCCCGACAACUCCAGGCAACAAGCGAUAUACGACACUGACCUCGUCAUCCCAUACGUUGUCACCCUCAGCACACGCACAAGUCCACUUUCCCUCGUCACGCGAAUCUCCGUUACCAUCUUCUUCGUCGUCAGGAGUGGCAGCAGGAAGAAUGGUUCACGGAAGGCAUAAAUCCAAUCCGAGUUUGCGUUCGGGGCCUAUGGGUGAAGGAUACCCGGCAGAAGUGCAUGCAAGUGGGCAGGGUCAUGUACAACGACCGUCAGUACAAGGAUGGGCGCAUGCUCAGUACGUUACGCUGCCUUCAUCGCGUGUGCAUGCGCGUGGCCAUGUUUCUUCGAAUCCUAGUUCCAAUUCCUAUGCAGCCACCACUGCAAAUGGUAACGCCAGUACGUCGUCGAGUCCUGGGUCGGCCAUGAACGGAAACGCGUCGUCAAUGCGCCCCGAGUCACCCUCUACUGCUGCCAUGAUGCGGCGCCUGCUUGCCAAGCCAGCACCUGUGGGGUCAUCGUCUCCAUCGCAUGUUUACAAUAGCGAUGGCUAUACGAGCCCCGGUGGAGGAAACAGUGGGACGGAGAGACGCCGAGGCACGGGUCUAGCGUAUUUGAGCGGGAGUGAGAGUGAUUCGGGGUGGCCUGGGUCUCCUCGAGCGAUUGAAGAGGCAACGGGAAAGCCAACGACUCAAUUACAGCCGGUUCGGCGCCAACCACCAACUCAAUCCCAACCCCAGUCUCAGCAGCAACCACAAGCCAGGAACAAGCUAAAAAAGACACCCGAAGAGAAGGAACGCGCGAUGGCGCGCGGCGUUGCCGAUCUUGCGUUUUUCAACGACGGUGGGUUGGAUUUGGGGUUGGGGAAAGGUUGGGAUAAGGACGGGAGGUAUCCUGUUGGCAGUGGCAGUGGGAUCGGUAUUGGGAAUGGGAAGAAGGAGCUUGGGCGCAGUGUCAGUCUCGGUGCUGGUGCGGCAGGAUAUCAUCAGGCCAAACCCCGCCAGGAGCAACAGCAGCAUCAAGACUACUAUUACCAGCAGGCGAAGCAGCAGCAGUAUGCGCGGUAUUCCGAGCAGCAACCGUAUCAGCUCUCGAAUGGAGCGACCAUACCCUCCUCGACCACAUUCGCAGAGAAAGAAAAAGAGACAGAGAAAGAGAAGGAGAAGGAGGAGAAGCGCAAGCCAAACCUCCUGAGGCGGAAGAAUAGCAGCGCUGCGGCCGCCGGAGCACCUAUGCACACACGAUCUGCAAAAAACAAGGAAAAGGAGAGGGAGAGGGAAAAAGAGAGCAAACAUUAUGUGUCGGCAUCAAGCGGUUCGUCGUCGCAGGGUCAUUUGCAUUCGUACUCUCAACCAAACUCGCACUCGAGUCACCACAAUCCAUCGCAUUCACAUCCGCAUACUCUACAACAAUAUCCACACCCGUACGCGUACCCACACCCUCAAUCACAAAAUCCUCCUCCACCUUCAACCCAGAACCAGAACUACAGGACAAGCUCAUAUGUGUCCCCACCCCCACAUCCUCACUAUUCAGAGUUUGGCGUCAUGUCUUCGUCGCCUUCUCAGGAAUAUAGGGGGAGUGGGAACGGAGACCAAGCGCUCGGACGAGGUCAAGCACACGGAUACCGACAAGGUCAAGAGCGAGGUCAAGCACAAGUAGCACAAGGUCAUGCACAAGAGGGACCGGGGUACGCGAGCGGAGGCUAUACCGUCAAUGGGGCCGGACCUCACGGACCGGGUAUGCAUGGGUCCGAGUUCGACGAGCCAUUCCUACAACCGCAGCAGCAACUGAGGCCAGUAUAUCACGAUCAGAAACGGGGUUUGUAUCAACAUCAGGAACAGCAUCGCCAUCAACAUCACGAUCAGAGCGAAAGUGAGAGGUGGGGCGAGAGGGAGGGAGAAGAAGACGCAUACCAUCAACAUCAGCAGCUGCAGCAACUCGAGCACCAGCGGGAAGGUUUAAGUCUAAGAGAACAGGAUCAGGAACGAGAACGAGAGCACCCGCAGGAGCUUCACGAUUUCACGAAUUCGACUACGCCUUCGACGUCGCCUGCGAGCGACGCACAUACUUCGCUUUCAACCGAUAUGCGUUUCCUAGGAGGAUCUUCCAGCACGGGUAAGACGAAGAGUACGCCUGGUGCCAGCGCAACGUCGCCAGUCACUGGCUCUGUCCCUGGCAAUGUGGUAAAGAGCCUUGGCAAGUCGACAGGUAAAUCAUCGGGCGCAGGCAAAGCCACAGGUGUACACCGCGCUGCAUCGGCCUCCGCUGUCCUCGCCAGUCUGAACCCGACCCCGCGGUAUGACUCCUCUUCGUCUGUGCAGCGAUCCUCGGGUCUCCCGUCUCCGUCACCUUCAUCAUCGACGUUCAGAAACGUCAGCAGACAGAGCGACGCACCCCGCACACAUACACGCACACACACCGACAUUCACAUCCGCCCCAUCGCCAGUGGCAGCGGCAACGGCACCUCCAAGGACCCACCGCGCUCGCCACGCUCGCCUAUCCCGAUGCCCACCCUCGUCCCCCUGCCUAUCCCGUCCCCAACUCCGAUCGGCACGCAGGCCCAAUCUUCAUCGUUUGCGUACUCUCGGGUACCCGGUACACCCGGCAGUGGGCGGAGCGGUAGUAGCGGAGGAGGAGGAGGAGGAGGAGGAGCGCUGCGCCCACCCGCGCCGCUGUUUGUGACGAACCCGAACCCGGGAUCGGGAUCGAGCGUGAGUUCACGAGGGAGCGCGUCUCCCUUGCCAUCACCGCUGCCGUCGCCCUCACCAUCUGCACUUCGUGCGCCGUCGCGGGCGUUUUCUCCUGUACAGUCGCAGUCGCCACCCCCAGUGGAGGGGAAUGCGAUUAAGAGCCCGGCGGUAGGGGCGGCUGCGGCAAAGAGUCCAGUUGGCAUUCGGUUCUUUGGGCGGGGUGGAAGUGGGAGCGUGAGUGCAUUGGCUGAGAAGGAACAUGGGAAGGAGAAGAAGCGAGAGAAGGAAAGCGAGAAAUCCAAGGCGAAGGAGAAGGAAAAGGAUAAGGAAAAAAUGAAAGAAAAGGAAAAGGAGCGCGGGCGGACGUCGGUCACACCUGCAUCAUCGCUUGUUGAGGCAUACAAACGGCAGGAACGGGAGCGGGAGAUGCUGGCGAGAAUAGCAUCUGGCGGCGGUGGUGAGAGCAACGGUGUAAUCGAAACAUUGGAGGAGGAACAGGAGGAUGUGUAUGAGUAUCAGAGCCGUGGGCAGAUUUAUGGCAAGAAUGAAGAAAAGCAGCGGCAGCGGGUUAUUGCAGAGCGGCUAGAGGAAGAUUUGAAAGUGCGCAGGGCGGCGCUGGAGGAGGCCAAGGCUGCGAAAGCGAAAGCGAAAGCGGAGGAGGAGGAGCGGGUGAAGGCCGAAGCAGAGGCAAGGGCGAGGAUGCAAGCUGAGGCUGAGGCUGAGGCUGAGGCUGAGCGACAGGCUGCUAAGGAGAAGGAGAGAGAAGCGGGUAUGAGGCGGAGAUACAGUCUCUCGCUGCUGGACGCUCUGGAUGUAAAUACAUCCACUGACAACGCUUCACGCCCUGGUUCGAGCGCUGGUCGGAGUCGGAGUGCGGCAAGAGGCGACAAAGAUCCGGAUAGAAGGACGCCAACGCCGACAGUGUCCGUGCGGAGGAACUUGACCGUGGACGGAGCGAGCCAUUCCCAUCACCACCAUCAUCAUACUAAUUAUCACCAUCCACCACAACAUCAGCAAAGUCAGCCUCAUUCAACACAUCAUCAUCAUCACCAGCACCACCAGCUGCAGCGCUCGCAGAAUUCACAGUCGUCUCUGCUGCAGCAACAGCGCAAGUCGGUGUAUUCGUUUGCGAGCGGGGUGACGCAGGACAGCGGGCUGGACCUUGGACCGCGCGCGGCGUCGGGGUCGAUGGAGCUCGAUUCGUACUCGUAUGUGCAGAUGGAGGGGCAGCGGGAGCGUGGUUGGGAUGUGAUACAGCGUGUCGUGGGUGGUGGAGAUGGUGCAGUUGCUUCAGGUUCCGGGGUUGAUGGGCGCAGCGAGAGUGUGGCGCCUUCGUUGGAUUUGAAGUUGAGUUUGGAUUUUGAUUUGGGUUUGGAGUUUCGGACUUCGGUGGAGAGUGGUAAAGAGGAAGAGGUAGGGGCGAAGAAGGGAGUUGAGAAGAAGGUGGAUAUGGAGAAGGUGAAGGUGAAUGAGAGGCAGGCGAAGGGUGAAGAGGUCCAGGAAACGGAGGUAGCUGAAGGUGAAGGCGAUGCUACGCCGUAUUACACCGUGUUUGGAAGCUCGUCUGGUCGCGUUGUUGCGGUAGGAAGUCGAGAGGAUGCUUGGGCGGGUGUGACUUCGUCCGACAUCUAUUCUGGCAAGGGCAAGGAACGCCAGACAGCGCGCGACAAGGAGAAGGAUAGCGGUCGCCCCAGCCUGAGUCGAACACUGAGCAAGAAGGUGUCGGAGCGGUGGAAGAAACAGGGUGGAAGUGUUGUGGGCGUGUUUAGUGAUUCUGAGGGGCGGAGUCCGGUCGGGCGGGCGAGCAUGCAGGAACGAAGGAAGGUUUUGUCGCGCAAGGCGGGUACAGGCACGUCGGGAACGGUGGAUGAGGAGGAGGACAGGAGAGCAAAGGCGAAGCAUCGGCGGUCGUUGACGUUGUCCAUUGAUAAAUACGCGUCUGAAGAUGACGGGCCGGAGGUUGCACCGAAAAAUGUAAAGGCGAAGGAAGAACUGGCUUCUGUGUCGCACAACAACAGUCCGGCUGGCACUGGCAACUCUUCGAGUGGUGGUGGGAAGUUUUGGAAGCUGAUGAAGAGGAUUAGUAUCGGAAGUGGGUUGAGAGACAAGUUUGUAGAGUCCAAUCCGGAUCCGGUCCCCCCUCCGCCUCUUCCUCCUCCUCCAGUACCUCCUAUCCCUGCCACACCUAUUGCGAUGCCGGCCAAACGCACACUCCAUCCCUCGCGAUCCAUUGACUCGUCGAUAAAGAAUGCCAGCGGGAAGCUUUCCUCACCUACGAUCUCAUCCUCGCCUGCCUCACGUCCAAGUAUGAGCACCAGCACCACGCCGACAUCUACCAAAAAUCCCACCCAGUUCCCACGUCAGAGCACGACUACAGCAACGACUGCCACCACACGUUCUUCCUCCCCACUUUCACGACGCAGCUCCGACUUCCAUCGCGCUCAAUCGACUCGCUCGUCAAUGUCGUCUGUCAGUGCGGGCGACUUCACUUCCGCCCCUCCGCCGCCGCCGCCGCCGUUGCCGUUGCCCAUGUCAAAAGCUAGCAUUAUGCUUGGACAGCACAUCCUGACACCCAGCGAGCUGCGCCGCACCUCGGCUGACGCCUCGACUAUGAACGCUGCAUCCGCCGCGGACAAGCCCGGCACGAAUACUCCUGCACUGCGUAUUACGAAUAUGCCACCACUGACGCUCCGCGAGCCGGUUAGCCCGGCGGAUGAGGACUGGAUGAUUGUGCGUUCGCCUUCUGUGGAGCUGUCGUCGUUGCCUUUGCCCCCGAGGAGAUUCAUGAGUGCUACACAGUCGCAUACGAAGGCUUCUGCCGCUGCUGCUAAAGUUGCAAGUGUGGUCCCGCCGACAUCUGCAACUGGGGUGCCCGCAUCAGCCGCUGCGAGCUGGAGCAUGUCCGACAAUGAUAAUGACCGGAAUGCAGCGACCAACGAGGACGAUGAUGAUGAGGAGGACAAGCGGAGCGACCGCGCAGACUCGCCGAUCAUUCCUUCGUUCAGUACGACGUUUGCUGUGAACUCGUUCCCUUCCCGCCGAGCAUCGACGGCGCUGUCGCAUAUAUCAGGCGGAAAAGACACGCCUUCACCCUCUUCAUCACAUGCCCCUCACUCUGCUGUGUCAUUGCCGUCGAGGAGAACUAGUACUCUGAGCGGCGUUGCGUCUCCGUCCUCUGCGGCUAUGUCUUCAUCUUUCCCGUCUUCCUCGUCUGCAGUACAUCCAACUACAGGUAGUAGCCCAGUUACCACGCCCCCUCCGCGCCCACCACGGAGUGCACAGCGUGGCGCUCCUAGUGCAAGCAGCCCGAUCCCAAGUCCUAGCUCGAGUCCUCCAAAGUCUCAAGGCAUGAACUGGAGCGCGUCGUUACCCCCGCUCACAUCGGCGGCGUGGUCUUCGUCGGCUUCGUUACCGCAUACACCGCCGAGCAGUGGUGGUGGUAAUCGUCCGGCGACCUCUAUUCCUGCAGGACGCAAAUCCGAAUCUCAUGCGACUUCAUCUACCGUAUUACCUUCCUCAACCACCAACGCCUCCAGCACAACCUCAAACUCGACCUCGACCUCGACCUCAGUCUCAACGAGCAGCAAUAGCAAUUCGAAUGCGAAAGCGCACCACCGCCGCUCCUCUGGCGGCUUCAGCACGCUGACGAUCCGGCCUUCGUUUACACUUGGUGGGAAGCGGCGCUCGAGCUCGAUUAUUGUGCCUUCUACUUCGGCUUCGGCUUCGGGUUCAACGUCAACUUCAGCUGCAACUUCGAAUGCUGCUGCUGCUGCUGCUGCUGCUGCUGCUGCUACGGCUGCGGCUAGAUCGAAAUCCCCACCUCGGACAUCACAGGGUUUGCAGCGUCCCUCGACGUCGGCUAAACAGGUGACGGGGACUGAUCGUACUGAUGAAAGUGAGAGCAGUGGCAAGGAACGAGAUAGGGAAAAGGAGAAGGACAAGUUUGCGUUGACGGAGCAGGAAAAGGCGGAGCGGUGGGCUGAUCUUUUGGAAAGGAGCGAUCGGGCGGGCGGGACACUGCAUAUUGAGCUUGGAGUUGGGUUGAGCGAGGGUUCGUUUUAA
This is a messenger RNA of Psilocybe cubensis, 7578 nucleotides long. RefSeq lists its product as uncharacterized. NCBI's taxonomy places the organism in Eukaryota, Fungi, Basidiomycota, Agaricomycetes, Agaricales, Agrocybaceae. Bases 1 to 7578 code for a protein of 2525 amino acids. The record is from RefSeq and is a predicted model, not a curated record. The transcript is spliced from 4 exons.